This is a messenger RNA of Linum trigynum, 7384 nucleotides long. NCBI's taxonomy places the organism in Eukaryota, Viridiplantae, Streptophyta, Magnoliopsida, Malpighiales, Linaceae. The record is from the annotation of a GenBank genome assembly.
AUGCCCCUAGGGUUUCCGGCUAUUUACGCGGCCCUGCCACCGCGUUUUCGUGAAAUUACUAGAAUGCCCUUCCCCCAUCCCCACACUAAAACGAAAAAAUAAAAAAAUUGCACUCAGUUCGUUUCGAACCCGCGGUCUCUGGGUCAGAGGAGGCUAACGGUUUGACCAGUUGGGCUGCCGACAAUCAUAUGUUGAAUUUACCAUUCCGCUUAAGUUUAUUUGUUUAUAGUUCUUAAUACGAAAUGGUAAAUGCGGAUUAAGUUUAUCUCGUUUCUUUUCCAAUACGAGUCAAGCUUCUUCCUAAUAACUUAAAUUAUUAUAUUCUCUUUUCAUAAUUUCAUAAUAAUCAAAUUAAAUUAUAUUAACAAAAUUAUAAUACGAAAAUCACGAUUAGUGGAACGUGAUGAAAAUGUCACAAUUAAACUAUCAAAGUUCAAACGAACUACGUGGACUUUGAUCCCGUCUAACGGGUACGUAGGCAACCGAUAAGGUUCGAGUCCAAUUAAUCAACUAACUUUAUCUUUAAAUUUUUACGUCAGUGGGCGUAUAAUUAAAUAACAACUAAUAUGAUUAAAUCAUUAAAUGGUCCAGUGGGACCCCUAAAAUUACAAAUUAUUACUAAAAUACACCCAACUCGUAUAAAACUUAUCGACUUAAGUAGUACCGAUUUAGGGCGUUGUGGGGGUGUUGCUUAACUUCCCUACACGUAACCGUACUCCCGAACCCAGAACUUCAUUUUCGCAGACCAUAUCUCGGUUCUGGCCCUAAGGCUAGAGCCGACCGAAGAGUGUUCGAUCCACUCCAACUAAGAUCGAUGGCGACUCCCAAAAAUGCCGACGCGACGACAUAUCGGACCCCCCGGAGGGACGGUUGCGACAGUUGGCGACUCCGCUGGGGAACUUCGAGAGUCGAGCUACAUAAUUAAGUUCGAUAAGUUUUCUAUUUUCCUAUCAAAUGUUGGGUGUUUACUUUAUUAUUUGCGCAAUUAUAUUUUCGCAAUUUAAUUUUGCAUUCAUGCAUAAAAGCUCUAUACCCGAGCUAUCCUAUUAGAAACGGAAAAGGAGUACCGUGACUUUCACAGUAGUGGAAAGCACGCAAAACUUUCCAACCAAGUUGAACUCAGAUCCGAGGUUGAUCUUGAGGUAUCCAGCCAGUUCGUAAGGGCUGUGGCAGGAUACAACUUGGGGACCAAACCCCUAGGAAUUCCUCUGCCAGCAUAUAGUAAGCAUAGAGGCCUCCCUAAACCGUCCAAAAUAAUCCCGAAACAACCCUAGCACCACGUCAUUACGCCCUCUGAAAGCCCUACGUUUUCCCAAAUAGGGUUAUAUUUUUAUUAUCUAUAUGUAUGUUUUCUACUGACGUGAUAAUUUGUGGUAUGUUUUACCAAUCGCGAUAUAUUUAUUUGUGAGAACAAUAUGAAUUUUCUUUUCUUCUUUGAAAAAAUGAAACUCAUAAGCAUCAUUCUCUUUUUGGGUUUUCGCUUAUGCAUUCAAAAUAAAUCUUGAGAACAUUUUCAAAAUGCACGUGCAUCCAAUGAAUCAUCUGUGCAUCGCAUAAGCAUCAUACAUACUCUCCAUUACUCAUUCAAGUCAAUUUAAUAAAAAUAAUUGGUCAGGGUUCCUUAAAAUUGCUCGUCCACAAGGAAAAAGUCAAGACUUCAAGUACUUAACAAGAUCCAAGAUCGAGCUAGUUAUGGAGGCAUUUCAAAAAGAGUUGAACGACAUUAAAGGAAAGCUGACAGGAUUUGACGAGAAGUUAGUGGGGUUCGAUGAGAAACUAACGGGCUUCGAUGAGAUGAAAGGCCAGCUCAACACAAUAUUGAGCAUAUUGUCAAGAAAAGGAAAGGAGGUUGCAAAGAACGAGGAAGAAAUCAUAUUUGACGACGACGAUCACUAUGAGCAACCUCAAGGAAACGUCUCAGGUAGUAAAUUCAUCCUCAUACCUUCGAAGAACACAGGCGACAAAGGUGAUAUUGGGUCAUCAAAGCAUGACAAAUCCGGAGAACCCGAGAAGCAAGAGGAACAUAAAAUCGAAGCUAUGCUAGAAGAAAAAUUAGAACACAUGAAUGAACGAAUAAGAAGCAUAGAAGGAGUUGAGUCGUACGAGCCUAUGGAUGCAUCAAAACUAUGUCUAGUCCCAGAUGUCGUGAUUCCUCACAAAUUUCAAACGCCAGAAUUUGAAAGAUAUAAUGGCACCACUUGCCCAAAAAGUCAUCUGGUCAUGUACUGCAACAAAAUGGCCAACCAUAUUCGAGAUGAAAGGCUAAUGGUACAUUGCUUCCAAAACAGCCUGAGUAGUUCUGCCCUACGAUGGUAUAUGCAACUAGAGAAAACAAAAGUAAGAAGAUGGCAAGACCUCGCUGAUGCAUUCAUGAGGCACUACAAGCAUAACCAGGAUCUGGCUCCAGACCGAGAAGAUCUGAGGAAUAUGGAAAAGAAUGAAAAAGAAUCUUUCAGGGAAUAUGCUCAAAGGUGGAGAGAGAAAGCUGCAGACGUUCAACCUCCUCUGUCAGAAAAGGAGAUGGUGUCAAUCUUCUUCGGAACACUAAGGGCUCCAUACUACAACAACAUGGUCGGAAUUACGACAACCAACUUUGCGGAUCUGCUUGUAAUCGGAGAGCGAAUAGAAAAGGGUUUGAAGCAAGGUCGGAUGGAAACUCCAGAAGCCUCCAAGAAACCACACCAGGCCCGAAGAGGAGAAGCAGAUGUCCAUUAUGCUCAAACAGAAUCAUCUAGAGGAAGAAGGUGGGAUCAUCAACCUCAGGCCAAUCAAGCCCAUCCAUGUGUUGCAAGUGCUGCAAUAAUUAAUCAACGUCCAACUUUUCCUACUCAACGAGCCAUCCAGAGCCCGACACGAGUCGCACCACCACCUAAUAACCAAAAUCAGAAUAAUUAUGAGAGGUUCAGGAAACCCAUCCAAAUCGAUCCUAUCCCUAUCACAUACACUGAACUUUUUCCUCAGCUAAUUCAAGGUAACCUAAUCUCCCCAAUACCAUGUGAACCUAUGAAACCUCCUUAUCCAAACUGGUACAAAACAGACCAGCAUUGUGCUUACCACUCGGGAGUAGCAGGACACUCAACUGAGGAUUGCAGAUCGCUCAAGAUCAAGGUCCAACAAAUGAUGAAUACUGGCUGGUUAAAGUUCGAUGAUGAGCCAAAGCGUCCGGAUGUCAACAAUAACCCACUGCCAACUCAUGGGAAUUAGUAGACAUACUACAAGGCAAAGCUCGAUUUAAGGAUGAUGUUGAUCCUAUCUAGUAAAUAAAAUAUCGAGAUAAUUUGCCAUAGCAAAAUAUGUAUCACUUUUGUUUUUAUCAUCAUAAAUAAAAGGUCUCUCGCGUUUCGACCUCUUUGGAGCAUUGUGUGAAUGGUAUCAAUCUUAAUUUAAGAAUUUGCAUCAAUGUUUUAUCAAAAUAACGAAUGCCACUUCCGAGUUUCUUUAAAACAGAUUUAUCCUCUACGAAAAUGAAAGCCAUCAAAAUCCAGUUUUAUUUUCAAGCUAAGCCAUGAGAUUGUCAUGCCAAGAAAAUGUGAGCACCCCACUGGUGCUGAGAUUUGGGACACCCCACUGGUGUCGAGCAAUUAUCAACACCAUGCUACUGUCAUAAUUUUGAACACCCACUGGUGUUGCGAGUGUACUUGUUUUGCUAAAAUCGAGAGGUAAACACCCUACUGGUGUCCAUGAAUUAUGUGAGCUAAUAGUCAAAGGGUGUAAUGAGUAUACGACAUCUUGCUAUUUGUAGAAACUCGUCACCAUUGUAGUAGACUUUUGCCAACAAAUUGAGGUUUAGUUUGCGUGAAGUCAAAUAUCCAAAUCCCGAUGCACGGGGAGCCUAACAUUACUAUCAUAGCAAGUAAAUCCUCACAGAGUCUCAUGACUAGAAUAUCGAGGAAGAUCAAGGACAUAAUUUAUCAUGCAAAGGAUUCACACCAAGAAAGCAGUCUUAUCCCCGAUUCGAGAGCUUACCUCCUUACGGACGGGGCGUCUAUUAAACUCACACGUCAAAGUCCGAUCGUGAGAUAUUUGCGCAAUACCGGCAAGCAAAUGGCGUCAGCAUCCCUACUUUUACCAAAAAGAAUAGCCAAUUUAAUCUAGUUAUGGAGAAGUGGCACUCACAUCAUCGAUCAUCAAGAAGACUCUCUACCUUUCGGUAAUCGUCCUACCAGAUACAAGUGCUAGAUCAGGGAAAAUGUGAAACGCAUAUGGGGCAUGACAGAGUCCAGUAAGUCCCACACAUACAAAACAAAGAAAAAAGACAAAAGAAAAACAAACAAAAUGUCGUGGGACUUACAAUCUAGGUGCCCCCGGUUUAGCAUUUGAAGUACCAAAUACCUGCACCAAGCCAAAGUCUUGCCCGAUCAAUCUCAAGAUACGACAAGAAGGACCUUCAAACAGUAAACUGUGAUGAUAAGAAAGUCGUUCUAGCCAAAACCCAUCAUCCAAAGUACUCAUCAUUUUGAGAGAAAGCCAGAAGCUGAAAAUCCACAACAUUCAAAAUUUAGAGGCCAAACAAGGACCUCGACAAGUCCCAAGCCAGAUUGCAUUCACGAAAAUCACAGCCUCGGCUAGCGAAAAAUACUGGGGGGCAAAUCCAGCUGAGGAUACAUUCUGAGAAAAUCCACCAGUAUUUUCGAACUAGACUUUGUCAGCAAAAAGAUCCAGAUAAUAGUGGUUCUUAACCCAUCAAGUCAAUCUCAUACGUUGGGAGCAAAGCAAAAAUCCCUCUACAAGAAGCUUUAUACGGAUAAUGUUAAGAUUUCAUAUACUCGCCACCCAUCUGAAUAAACUACACCUCAAGAACAAGGAGACUCAUAUCCUCGAGGUCAUAUUGGACAAAAUCCUCUUUCAUGGGAGACUAAAAAUGUCUGCGACGAAUCCAUAUGGAGGCCUCCUAAUUUGUUCAUACCAAGGGUUUCCAUAUUUGAGUUAAUCUUCACAAGGAACACAGUUGGUCACAACAUAUAGGCAACGUCUCAAGGUGACUAGAAUCUUAAUGGUAGCUGAAGUGUCGUACACUCAAAUCACCUAUAGGAAUGAGUGAUGAGCGAAAUCCAAAGCGGGAGUGAGAGCGAGUAAAAUCAAAAGCAAGAGUGAGAGCGAGGGCUUACUGAUAUUCUCAUGGCUUGGUUUCCACUUCUCUUAUUAAAAAGAAAACCAAAUUUGGCAACGUGACAACUAUCACACAAAAACGGUUUUCUCCAGUUUGUACACACUUCUCGAAACCAAAGUCUUGACAUGGCUUUCAAUUUUAAUUCUCUAAUAAACGUUUUUCAAACAUUUUUGCUUUCGUCUUAAGUCAAGAUUGAUAUAGUCACUCUUUGUUCCGAAGAAUAGAAAGUGAGUAACGGAUCUUCGGGGGCAAAAUUGGUGCAUCAUGGAAGAAGGGGAAGUCUGAAUACCCAAGAAUCGGAUUAAUCAGCUUUUCACGCAUGAGUUGAUGGAAAAAUCUCAAGGAGUCUGAAAACAUUCAGAUCUCAUCAAGCCAACCAGCCAAUCGAUUAUGCUUCAAAUGCAUAGCAAGAAAGAAGUCCUAUUAUACCGCACUGACUGAGAAUUAUAUGACUCUGAAACAUGUGGCCCAUACCUGGCCGAGAAGAAGGAUGAAGCAGCAUACAUCAUGACUUCACAAUACAAAGCAUAUCAUCGCACAACUACUACCAAGAAAAUAUAUUCAAGACAACAAGUUCAAAGUCUCUCCAACAUAAGCAUGACCUAUGGAUCGAGUUGAUCAAAAGGAAAUGAUAGUUCCUGGAGGAUGAGCAAUUUAAAGGAACCCCGAGUAAAAACAAAAUAACCAACAAAACAAAACAACAUAUUGGCAUACCUAAUUUCAAAAGGAUCAUGUCACUCAACUUUCACGACUUCAUCAGCAUGACAUAUCACAAAAUCAUGUUCAAAUCAUUUUGAUAAUCACGUCAUACCAUCAUUAUACAUUAAAGUGACUUGCUAUGCAUCACAAUCAUUUCCUAAAUUUCUAAAAUAUCCAUAUAAAUAGUAUGUGAAAACUUUUUAUGCGAAAUACCACUACGCAUUUACAAAAUUGUUAGUUUGAUCUUUAUCACUAACAUUUUCUCAUUGUUCUAUUUGAUUUCUAUCAUAGACAAUUUGAGUACAAUAUCUUUUAAAAAAUUGUUAGUUUGAUCUUUAUCACUAACAUCUCCUCAUUGUUCUAUUUGAUUUCCAUCAUAGACAAUUUGAGUACAAUAUCCUUUACCAAAUCGUUAGCUUGAUCUUUAUCGCUAACGCUUUCCUCAUUGUUCUAUUUGAUUUCCAUCAUAGACAAUUUGAGUACAAUAUCCUUUACCAAAUCGUUAGCUUGAUCUUUAUCGCUAACAUAGUCCUCAUUGUUCUAUUUGAUUUCUAUCAUAGACAAUUUGAGUACAAUAUCAUUUACCAAAUCGUUAGCUUGAUCUUUAUCGCUAACGCUUUCCUCAUUGUGCUAUUUGAUUUCUAUCAUAGACAAUUUGAGUAAAUCUCCUUACGAAAUUGUUAGUUUGAUAUUUAUCACUAACAUCUUCUCAUCACUUGAUUCGAUUCCUAUCGCGAGCAAUUUGAGUACAAGGUCCCUUGCAAAAUUGUUAGUUUGAUCUUUAUCACUGACAUCUUCCUCAUUGUUUGAUUUGAUUUUUGUCACAAACAAUUUGAGUACAUCGUCCUUAUAAAAUGAUUAGCUUGACGCUAUCGCUGUCAUUCUACCAUUGAUUAGUUUGAUUUCUACCACAGACAACUUAAGUACAUCGUUGUUGCAAUACGGUUAGCUUGAUUUUAUCGCUAACACUUAUUCCGAUGUUCGUCUAAAAUUCUAUCACAGAAAACCUGAUUAUAUCAUUGUUACAAAGUGGUUAGCUUGAUUUCAUCGCUAACAUGUGUCAAAAUCGAUCGAUUUGUUUCUAUCAAGAACAACUUGAGUAUAUCAAUGUUCGUCGUUACCGAAUGGCCAGUUUGAUUUCAUCACUGCCAUUUUCUUAUAUAAUUUGGUUACCAUCAUCUUAACAAUAUGGAUACGUCAUUAUUACCAAGCAUCAUCACAAUUUCUACUUUUGAGAUUUUCACAUUUUCAAAAUGUGGUGUCUUUAUAGAAACUUUGUAUAACUCUUUAUACAAAGAGAUAUACAAAGGGGGGCAACUGUAGACACCACAUUUUGUCCGGGAAUCGUUUUAUUGAAAAUAAUUAUUGUAACGUCGUACUACGAUUAUAUUUAAAAAGGAAAUUGAAGAUAUUUUAGUUGAGACUAGCAGUUGCAAGUCAAUAUGAAUCAACAAUUAUCAAAUUUGCUCCUAGUCGAUUAUAGGGCAUAGGGCAUAAUUAGUUAAUUAGUUACGAUAGGAUCGAUUUAAGAUAAGAUUAGCAGUGGCGAAUCUUAAAUAUAAAUUCUCAAUUGAA